Molecule: messenger RNA, 345 nt
Organism: Schistosoma haematobium
Lineage: Eukaryota; Metazoa; Platyhelminthes; Trematoda; Strigeidida; Schistosomatidae
Exons: 4
Coding region: 1-345 (114 amino acids)
Source: RefSeq, a predicted model, not a curated record
AUGAUAAUCUCACAACAACUACAACAACAACAACAAAAACAUGCAGCCAAAGGAUCUGCACUAAUUGUUGAGUUGGACAAAAUUGAUUCAGUUUUCAACGACAUAUUAAAUUCACAUUCAGGUUCCGUAUUCGACGAUAACAUCUCUGAUUCACAUUGUUGUGGAGAGGUAGAAGGUGAAAGACCAGGAAUAACCGUAUUCGUUGAAAAAUCAUCACAAGGUCAGGUGAAGGAAAUUUCUUUUCCUAGAAUAAAUUCGAAUAUGAAUUGUGUAAAGCAAAUAGUAAUGAACAAAAUAUCUAAUGUACAACCAAAUAGCAAAAUUAACAUUGAUCCAAGAGCUUAA